Drosophila willistoni is the source of this 792-nucleotide messenger RNA. RefSeq names its product chorion protein S19 (gene Cp19). The coding region runs from base 65 to 646 and encodes 193 amino acids. NCBI's taxonomy places the organism in Eukaryota, Metazoa, Arthropoda, Insecta, Diptera, Drosophilidae. The transcript is spliced from 2 exons. Gene Ontology annotation, cellular component: egg chorion. The record is from RefSeq and is a predicted model, not a curated record. Gene Ontology annotation, biological process: multicellular organism development.
AAAGAAGUGUGCUUGGCUUUUAAUUUGUUAAUUGUGCCAACUGUGCCAAACAGAAAUCAUAGCCAUGAACAAAUUCGCUACUUUGGCAGUAUUCAUCUGCGCCUAUCUGGCUGUCGGCAGCUGUUAUGGCGGCGGACAUGGUGGAUAUGGUGGUCCCAUUGGUGGCCCCAUUGGCGGUUAUGGCGGCAAUGAUGGUGGUGCCGCUUCGGCUGCUUCCAGCUCGGCUGCUGCCGCCGGUGGCAACGAACAGCGCCCCGUUGAGAUAAUUGCCGGUGGACCACGUGGAGGUUAUGGCGGCGGUUAUGGUGGAAACCACCAUGGACACCACGAAAUCCUCCGCCCCAUCCGUCUGGAGGGAGGCUAUGGCGGUGAGCGUCUGGGACAUGGUUAUGGCGGUGAGCGUCAGGGUCCCCAUGGCGGUUAUGGCCAGAGACACGGUGGCUAUGGACGUCCCCGUUGGACUGUCCAGCCAGCUGGCGCCACUCUCCUCUAUCCCGGCCAGAACAACUACCGUGCUUACGUCUCUCCCCCAGAGUACAGCAAGGUGAUUCUGCCCAUCCGCCCAGCUGCUCCAGUUGCCAAGCUUUUCGUCCCAGAGAACAACUACAACAACGCUGGCUACGGUGUUGAGGGACCCAAAUACUAAACCAAUUAGUAUGAUGAUGUCUCCGUCCACUUUUUUGCUUCACCCUUUUCAAAUGAAUUUCUAGUGGAUUGUGUAAAUACCAUCAAGCUGUUCCCGUAAAUGGCUUAAAAAAUAAAAAAUCUACAAAAAAACCACAAACAAAAAAA